UCAGCAUGAAAAUAAGUGAAAAGGUCACGAGUUCAAUCUGAACCACUAAAUUGAACCAAUCCUGGAAUGAUAAAUUAAAGACAGGUAAGUCAGUGCAACAGAUGAACAGUAAACAGUAGUCAUACUUUGGUUGCGCAAAUAAUUACGUAUCAUAAAAAGGCUCAAUGAAACAGCUGCCAAAGAGUGUAGGACACCACCUGGAGGGAAAGCUCAAGCAAACAGCAGCGUGUCGAUAAGGAGCGGCUCUCACGUCGUCAUUCCUUCAAACGUUUCCUCUCCGGGUUGCGCUCUCGGCACCGCCUCUGCACUCCACCGAAACUUGAAGGAAGCGCACCUGUCGGGCCGGAGAGGGAGACGCCGUGGGUCCGUGUGGAGAACCCGUUUCCCAGAAGCUGUCAGGAGCCGCGAUGUGAACUCGCUGACUGAGGGGUUUUUGUACUUUUUGUGAGCUACAGCUGAGGCGUUCGUGUCACCGCGGACAGUUUGGAUUUAUGAGCAUUAAAAGUUGAAAACGGGCACUUCCGGGUUUGGAAGCUACUUGCUCCUUGUCAGCAUGGAAAAUAUUGAGAUAGAAGAAUAUCCAGAUGAAAUCGAUGGAGCACCAGUUUCAGUUGUUCGUAAGAAGGCAGGUAACAAAGACGGCGUGGCCAACAGCGAUCCUGGUGCAACAGAGAGGGGCCCAUUAAUCCAACAGAGAAAUGGUACCAAUGGAGCUCAGCCGUUCUCUGCACAUGAAGCAGAGGCUCAAGAAUCUGGAAAGGGAAGCAUCAAAUGGCUAAAGGAAGAGCUGAAUGAGAAAGUCUUCUGGGAAAUUAGACUGUGGAUGAUCAUAAUCUUCGUCUUUCUUGUCAUCAUUGCAAUUAUUUUCAUUUCACUGGCCAUCUGUGCAGCGAUCCAUGAGGAUGAAGAUGACAUAUUUGACCCUUCGUCGUUUACAUUCCCUCAUUAUUUCGACGGGAGCUUCAAGAUGCCAAACCAGCUCUUCACCGUGGACCUCGCCAACAUUUCCUCCAGUAAAGGCCAAGCGCUGGCUGCAGAACUUAAAACAAAGCUCACUGAUCUCUACAAGUCCUCUCCUGCUCUGGGGCGAUACUUCUCUGAAGCAGAGAUCUACGCUUUCAGGAACGGUUCAGUCAUUGCUGACUACAAGCUGACGUUCCAGCUGCCUGAAGAGGAGAAGGAUCAGCUGAGGAAUUUUACCCUGAGCACGGAGAUGGUGUACAACGUGUUCAGACAGUUUCUUUAUGACCAGGAUUCACCUGAGUCGGAGCCAAUGUUCAUUGAAUGCGAUUCCCUACAAAUGGUGUCGGGACGAUGAGGACAAAAGUUCACACAGAGACCGGAAAACCGGCUCUUUUUGUUUUUACGUGAGCCACGUCACAAACACUAAACUCCUGGAACUUUUAAUGUGAUUGUUUUCCCACGAGUCCACAUGUGAUGCGUCUUUACCACAGGAAGCUAUGAUCAUAAUUGCAUAAACCUGCUAUGUUAGUCAUGUGGAUGAUCUCAUCCCAUCAGGAUUUUUUUUUUUUUUUUGUAUAUAACCCUUGUAUAUACCUCAUUACUGUGAUAUAUUUAUGAAAGAAAACUGCUGUUUUAAUGGAAUUCAAAAUGAAAUUUAUUUGUGUAACUAUGCCUUUAUUUUUUUUGGAGACAUCACCUGCAAACAUCCAGAAAUAUUUGCCUAGAGGGCAACAAACAUGAGUAGAAACUUCACAGGGAAAUUGGUUAUUUGCAUAUUAUUGCAUAUUAUUGCUGCACAUCCCAGAUAAACUGUGCCCUUGAUACACAAAUCGUUUCAUGUAGUAAGACACGUUUUAAACUUCUCCUCAGUUUUAUUUCACAUUCACAAGCUUCACUGUGUGUUAGGGCCACUUUCUUUAUUGAACACUAGAGGGAGCACCCCCGGAGAUUUUCUCUCUCUGGUUCUGUUCGCAGAGAAUGAGAAUUUAAAUUAUACAAAUAUUCCAGAGUAGGCAGCACAUUAUUGCAAAGGAUUAAUAGCAAUUUAUAUUUGAUAUUUUUUCUGAAAGGGUGCUUUGUCAGUAUGUUUAAGAUUUUGUUUAAGAUUACAGCUGUAAUAAAUGUUUCCUCUCAGAUGCUCAUAACUCUUCACUAUGACUUGUUGCAUUUCCCAAAAUGUGUUUCUCAAUUAAAAAAAACAUUAGUCCUUCUUUUAAA
Messenger RNA from Archocentrus centrarchus (flier cichlid), 2181 nucleotides. It is a transcript of the gene c15h3orf52, whose product is annotated as chromosome 15 C3orf52 homolog. The record is from RefSeq and is a predicted model, not a curated record. The coding region runs from base 554 to 1318 and encodes 254 amino acids. The transcript is spliced from 7 exons. Lineage: Eukaryota; Metazoa; Chordata; Actinopteri; Cichliformes; Cichlidae.